AUGUCCAAUCUUUACAGACAUAAGAGAUUGCACACAGGGGAAAAUCCAUAUUCCUGUCCUGAAUGCGGGAAUUCCAGUCUUUCUAUUCAUCAGAAGAUUGUACACGAAGGUCUCACACACGGGGGAAAGCCAUAUAACUGCCCUGAGUGCGGGAGGUGGUUUUCAGACAAGUACUCUCUUUAUAGACAUCAGAGAUUGCACACAGGAGAGAAGCCGUAUUCCUGUUCUGAGUGCGGGAAAUGUUUUGUUCAAAAUCAGAUCUUGUCACACAUCAGAGAUCUCAUACGGGGGAAAAGCCAUACUCUUGUCUGGAGUGCAGGAGAUGUUUUUCACAGAAGUCACAUCUGUACAGACAUCAGAGAUCUCACACGGGGGAAAAGACGUAUUCCUGUCCUGUGUGUGGGAAAUGUUUUUCAGAUAAAUCAAGCCUUUCCAUACAUCAGAGAUUGCACACGGGAGAGAAGCUGUAUUCCUGUCCUGAGUGAGGGAAAUGUUCCUCACUGA
Staurois parvus is the source of this 504-nucleotide messenger RNA. NCBI's taxonomy places the organism in Eukaryota, Metazoa, Chordata, Amphibia, Anura, Ranidae. The record is from the annotation of a GenBank genome assembly.